AUGGCUUCGGGCAAAAAUUCCAGUCUGCCGGUGAUCGACAAUCUAUCAUUUGGCAUCAUCGCUCAAGUACUACCCCUUCUUGGCAUAUUUGGUCAAGAACAGACAGGCUAUUUCCUCUCACAAGCCAUUGACUGGCCAGACUAUCUACUCUUUGCCAUCGGCCCUCUCGGUGUCAUAUGGGUCCUCACUGCAACGUUUCGGAUCCUGGGGACGCAGUUCAUGAAAAGCAAGUUCGGACGAGGAUCCGAGGAAAGUGCAUUGAUCGAGCGAGAAUUGAUGUCUUCGACAUCCUCUGGUACAUGCGAGCUAUGGAACGGCACUUCCGUCGACCGGCUGUCAACUCAAGCCCAGAUCCAGGAGUUCUGGAUCUAUGAGAGGCUCGGCCAAACAGAACCGAUCAUCGACACACCGAAGAAGAUGAAAAAUCCAUCAAAUGGGGAGAUCCUGUUCAAAUUUCACGGGUUGAUCCCCGAAAUCGACGACAGAUGCAUUGAAGAGAGCCCGGAAAUAAAACCUCCCAAUCUCCUCCUGAACCUCAGCUCCCACUCGAAACGGUCAAACUUUACAGCAGUCCUCUGCUUUGCCAUACCCUUCCAGCUCGGCUUUAUUGCCCUUGCCGCACUUAUGCGCUUCAAUAGCUACCUAAACGGUCACUUCCACGUUCAUACUUAUGCCUUCGGCCUUACGGUUGGUGGCACAACCGUAUUGUUCUUUGGCCUUCUUCUCUGCGCGUACGAGAUCAGCAAGACGACGGUUCGAGUAGCGUGGGAGCCGCUCAUUUCACGCACGCACAAUACCUAUGUGCUGUGGCUUCAGCGGGGUCUGAAGGACAAACCGGAAGUACUCUUCCUAUAUCAUUCUCAAAAAUGUCAAAGACAGCAUACUGGAGUCACAUUGGAGACCGUCAUUUCGGUUGCCCUGUUCGGGGGUACGGUAAUUAUGGCUAUUAUCCGAGUGGCACUUCGCCAGGUUCCUCGCCCGCUACGCGCAGUCCAGACGCACCAUGAACAUGAAAUGGACUGGUUGGCUCUCAUCAAUACCAUCAGCACCAGCCAUAUUGCAGACUUCGAGGGAAAUACAGUCCCCAGAUGGGCACUGGAUGGGGCGACCAAUUGGGAGAGGUGCAAAAUCAAGCCAGGAUCUAACGACACUUCCGGGGUGUCCGAGAGGGGUGAGCUUGUGGUGGAUAAACUUCGUUGGCGGAUUCCGGUCGAGAUCGAUGGAAGCGCGGAAAGUGUCGAGUUCUGCGUUGAGUUGUCGGAGGAGAGGUGGCAAACGGACCCAAUCCCUCUCACUUCCGCGUUAUCCCUCUGGCUCUUUCACGCAAAGCAAACUGAGAGGAUGCCCAGGGCAUGCGCCCAGCCGCGUAGUGUGUUCUGUCUCGGACCCAAGGUCGAUCCAGCCGACUAUGACAGACUCGGUGUUCUAAAAGAGAGACUACGCUACGUCAAGACUUUCAGCACUGGUGACAGGCAAAUCGCAAGGCAGCACAAGUUUGUGCUGUAUAAGCGGGAGGUGUCAAGGAACUUGAUUGCUGGGUUUCAGGCGAGCUUCUCCCCAGGCAGUCUUAACACCGCUUACAGCCAUAAUAUUCGCAGUCCAGAGCAGGAUGAAAUGGUCACUCUCUCGGUUGCAGUCGAUUUGAAGCACAAUGACGCCAUUGACCUCGGUUACAACCCAGCCAUUGUGAGUUUCAUGGAUAUCGCCACCCUCUAUGCCCUCCACAUCUUAACAGGAUUCACUUGGGUACUGGCGAAUCAAUAUAUUACCACCAGGAGUGCGGGCAGCCAGGAGGCAGGAAUAGUCGACAUGACAGUUGCUCCCAACCGACCCCCUGAGCUUGAGAGACUGGCCGAUUCCAUUUCGACCACAGGCCUUGCUGAUCGGCAGGAUUUUUUACGUGUGCUUCGAAUUGAAGAUCUGCACAAGCCCCAAUGGAAUUUGGACAAACAGAAGCCGAUGACCCAGGUGCUGGUCUCCGAGCUCGACACUUCGAUGUUACCCGGCGAGCAUGCAAGUGCCUAUCUCAACGAGGCCAACUUCAACACCCCGGAUUGGCAAUCAACCUUUAUUCCGCGAACUAUGACCGGCUCCGGUCUGUCAAGGUCAAAUUCGACCCGGCCCAAAUCUUCUAUGGCCCAACUGCAGCGGGAGGUGAGCGAUGGUGAGCGAUGGUGAGCGAUGGGUGAAGGAUGAGGAUGGCCGCUUGUACCAAUCUUUUCAAGAGCAGAGGUCAAGGCAACCAAUAGCAGAUUUAUCCCGUUGGAUAAGAACCACAUGCGUUUGUCCGGUUAUGG
Molecule: messenger RNA, 2297 nt
Organism: Aspergillus aculeatus ATCC 16872
Lineage: Eukaryota; Fungi; Ascomycota; Eurotiomycetes; Eurotiales; Aspergillaceae
Exons: 6
Coding region: 1-2178 (725 amino acids)
Source: RefSeq, a predicted model, not a curated record